This is a messenger RNA of Arabidopsis thaliana (thale cress), 915 nucleotides long. RefSeq names its product TRAF-like family protein. The record is from RefSeq and is marked reviewed. The transcript is spliced from 4 exons. Bases 1 to 915 code for a protein of 304 amino acids. Lineage: Eukaryota; Viridiplantae; Streptophyta; Magnoliopsida; Brassicales; Brassicaceae.
AUGGAGAAUCAUGAGCAGACGAGUUUCACGUUUGAGAUAGAUAACUUCUUGGAGAAGGGAGAUGCGAUAUCUCCUAUAUUCAUAAGCGGCGGAUGCGAAUGGUUUAUUAGGGUUUGGCAAAUUGAAGAUCACUUGGCUGUGACUCUGAGCGUUCCGAAUCUUGAAUCCUUACGAUAUGGAUGGGAAAGGAGAACCAAGUAUUCAUUCAUUGUGUUGAAUCAAUCAGGCAGAGAGCUCGAACGAACAUUUGAAGUAGAAGGUCUCUUCUGUACUGAAUUAUUAGAAUGGUGUCAUCCCAAAGUAAUGCCUACGAACAAGCUUCAAGAAGUUUGUUUAGAAAAUAAUAAACUGAUCAUUGAAGUCCAAGUAAAAGUACUUGAAGUUGUUCAUGAAGGAGGGGUAACAACUGAGAAGGAGAUGUUCAAUAUUGAGGGUUUCGAUGUUCUCUAUACUCAGGUGUCUCGGGUCAGCUGGCUUUUCGUGGAACAUCCAAACAUUGCAGUAGAUGUCAGAAUAAAGAACCAGUUGGUGAGGACGGCAUACAUUAAUGUUCUCCUCGGUCUUAUCGAGACACUAGACAGGUCUCCACGGAGUCUUUCAGAGACUGACCUUAGAGACGCUCACAUCGAGUUGAGCGAGCUAACAGAAGCAGGAUUCAAGGUAGAUUGGUUAAAGAAAAAGCUUGAGGAGGUUUCCUUGGCGAGGAAGAAUGACAUUUCUGAUGGUUCUCAGGUGGAAGAACUCGAGGAACAUGUCAAGAAUCUCAAACUUGAGCUGGACAAUGAGAAGAUUAAAUCUUCUACUGCUUCUGAAAGAGUUUUGUUGUUGGAGAAAGAGGUGUUAGAUCUCAAAAUUGAACUGGAUCGGACAAGGAGAGGUCAGCCAAAUCUCCUAUAUCUAAAGUUGCGUUAUUGA